ACAGACAACGGUGGAAUGGCAGUCCUUGUCCUGUUCCUUCUUUUUAUGACCGAGGUAAGCGUGGAGAGCGCAGUCACGCCCACGCACCUGCAGCGCCUUCGGUCUCCCCGCAUCGUCGGCGGCGAAGAUGCCUUUCUCGGAGAGUUUCCGUUUCAGGUGUCAAUUGAACACGUCGGCCUCCUGGGACGCAACCACAUCUGCGGAGGAAUCGUCGUGACUGCAAACGACGUCUUAACGGCAGCGCACUGUAUAAGCGAGUUUUCAGAACAUAGCAUUGACAUAGUCGCAGGUAUAAACAGUCUUAGUGAUACAUCAAGCAACAGGCAAACGGUAGAAGCUGCUCAUUUCGUUAUCCAUGAUGAUUUCAACGACAUUACAAUGGAAAGUGACAUCGCAAUUAUUAAGCUGAAGCAUCCUCUGGUGUUGGGCGAGCGCGUGCAGCCCGUGGUGAUACCCGAGGCCGGAGAGACGGCCCUCGAGGGGGAGGCGUGCACGGUGGUCGGCUGGGGCGCCGUCUUCGAGAAUGGCGGCCUGAGCGACGUCCUGCAGAAGGUGUCCGUCCCGAUCCAGUCGGAUAACUACUGUCGGUCAGCAUACGGCUACUCGGCGGUGGAGGACACAAUGCUGUGCGCCGGCAGCCCCGAGGGCGGCGUGGACGCCUGCGACGGAGACCGCGGCGGCCCGCUGAUCUGCCGGGGACACCUGCACGGCAUCUCCUCCUGGGGGCAAGGCUGCGGCCACUCCUUCUACCCUGGGGUUUACACGGAGGUCUCGGCAUUCCUGUACUGGAUUCUGCAUCACACUAUGUCACAAUGAAGCAAAUAUAGUGCCUUUUGGGUCUGAAGCAUUC
Penaeus indicus is the source of this 850-nucleotide messenger RNA. RefSeq names its product trypsin-1-like. The transcript is spliced from 6 exons. Gene Ontology annotation, molecular function: serine-type endopeptidase activity. The record is from RefSeq and is a predicted model, not a curated record. Gene Ontology annotation, biological process: proteolysis. NCBI's taxonomy places the organism in Eukaryota, Metazoa, Arthropoda, Malacostraca, Decapoda, Penaeidae. The coding region runs from base 16 to 816 and encodes 266 amino acids.